AGUAAAUAAAAUGGAAUCAUCAACCCAGAAUGGCUCUUUCUUGCUAACGAAAGUUGGUUUUGUAGUAAACCUCUUACCCUACUACAGUAUAAAUAUAGAAGAAUGGUUCGACCUUAUGUGGGGAAUUAGUCGUAAAACAAGAGAGUUUUAUAAUACGAAUAAAUCUCUACCUUAUCAUUCAAGCAUCCGUCUUUUGAAAUAACCUGCAUAAAGAAUGAAAAAAGAAACAGCUAGAGUACAUGCAGGACAGGAUCAGCAAGUAUGAGAAAUUUGAAAAAAUUAUCUCAAGAAGUUUUUCUUUGUAUCUUAAUUUCUUUGCUAAGAAGGAGAGCACCCUCGAUUUUUGAAGAGCUGCAUGAUCCUUAUCAAAUACAAAGAUGAACUCACUGGUGAUUGUAGGCAUCUCAAAGCUUAACCAAGAAGAAUUUACUAUCCUUAAGAACUUCUUAGAACAGAAUGUCACAAAGAAGCUCGAAUUCGUCACUCUUCAAACUAAAGUCAGUAGGCGCUGUAAACAAAUUGGCUGUCUACCGAAAUGAUUGGUGAAAAUUAUGGAACAGGCUACUAAGCUUAUAACCUUAAAUGGUUACAAAAUAAAAGCAGAGGUCUUUACGAGAAAUUUAAGACUCCCUCCUAGAUGGGAGUGGUUUACUCGUGAAAGUUCAGACUUUGAAGAUUUUCUUGAUGAAUUUGAAGUUCAGGAGCAGGAGCCAAGAAAAUUGCCAACUAUGGAUUAUCAUCGUCAGAAGUUCAACAAGGCUGGCCAAGAGUAUCUCAGAUAUCUCAAAGAGUGUUACAAUAGAAGAUCAUGUGAUAAUUAAAUAUAAUCUGAUUCAUCCAA
Moneuplotes crassus is the source of this 841-nucleotide messenger RNA. NCBI's taxonomy places the organism in Eukaryota, Ciliophora, Spirotrichea, Euplotida, Euplotidae. The record is from the annotation of a GenBank genome assembly.